Messenger RNA from Mytilus californianus (California mussel), 2546 nucleotides. RefSeq lists its product as uncharacterized. The transcript has 13 exons. The record is from RefSeq and is a predicted model, not a curated record. Gene Ontology annotation, molecular function: GTP binding; GTPase activity. Bases 135 to 2324 code for a protein of 729 amino acids. Lineage: Eukaryota; Metazoa; Mollusca; Bivalvia; Mytilida; Mytilidae.
GGGACAUGAAAUUCAAAAUGGAGGGUUACGACUUCAGGACGCUUUGUAGAUUUAGAACGGUAGUUGAUCUUAAUAAAUAUUCAAGGAAUUUAGAAUUUGUGAUUUGAGCGUAUGAACCUAAUUAAAAUAACGAAAUGAAUGUAAUAAAAGUUCUGUGCUUAGGAAACUGUCAAUCUAAAAAGACCGAACUCCUUGGUGUUCUCUCAGAAGAUAAAUGUAAAUAUGACGAAUUGGCAAAUAUUCAUAACAAAAUGAAGAGUUAUUUAACAUGCAAUCUAGCAAUUACUGCAGACUUUAACAUUGAAAUACUAAUAUUCAGUUCGGAAGAUACGGAUUCAUUGAACUUAUAUAACCUUAGACGUAUGGGUUAUGAUCAAGCUGAAGUGAUGCUCCUAGUAUUUGAUGUUGAUAACCCUGAAACAUUACGUGAUAUACAGGACAGAUGGAUUGAUGAAUGUUUUAUAUAUGCAAGAACUGCCAAAAUUCUUCUAGUGGGAGUACAAUCAGAUACAAUCGAGACGACUGCAGCCAUUCAGAGAACGAUAGAGUACAUUCGUUCUCAUCACCAACUGGAAUACCGGGAAGUCUCUCUAAAAACAAGAAAAGGUGCUACAGAGUGCUUAAUGGCAAUAGCGGAGUUAGCCUGUAGAGAAAAUAGUAACUCAAAGAGAAGAAGCGUUGGUGAUGGAUUUUCAACAAUAAUGAAGAAAGGGACACGGAUGCUCUAUAAACUUCUACCAGAAAAGCAAGAAAAACAAAACACAGAACAGGAUAAGGAUAGAAGAAUCUACCAAAUUCAGGAGCUUGCAAGCCUAAAAGAGCAGUCAGAAUUACAUGCUAUAUUUAAGAAACAUGAAAAACAGAUAUUUCGUCACUUCAUAGUAGAAAAGGUAUUGCCAUUACAAAUUUUGGACUUAAAAUCAUUUGGCACUGCUCUUGGAUACGAUCCAACGGCACUAAAACUACCAAAAGAGUGUUUAGAGAUUAUAAAAAACCCGUACUGGCAAAUGUUAAAAUUUUGGACCGAACAGACGGAAAAUUUACAAUGCGUGUGCCUGCCACUCAUGUACUGUUCACUGAUGAAUAUCAAACAAAAAGUCAUUGCAAAUGAUUUGAUUAAAUCAGUUAUGGCGCAUUACACAGAUAAGGACAUAAUAACAAAGAUAGACAAAAAAUUUCAUCAAGGAAUUGAAACAGACGAGAUGUUGAAAUUGAAAGCUAAACUCAAACUAUUCAUGUUUUCGCAAGAAGCAGAUCAAACACCACCAGUUAUCUGGAAAAUAGGGAAAAGUGCAGGAGCUCUUUACAAAGACAUAUUACAAGCCGGGACGGAGUCUAGACAUUGCAUACGUUUAAUGAUUGUUGGCCCCUUUGGUGUAGGCAAGACUUGUUUAAUGCGACGACUGUUGAAGAAGGACAUUAGGGACGUUAAAAGCACUAACGGUAUUAAUAUCAUGGUUCUCAAAUGCAAAGUUAGGCUGAGCGAUGGCACAUGGAUAUUUUCUGAUGAAUUAGUUGAUCAUACGAAACAAAAUCUACAAUGGCGCUUAUAUAAAAACCUUUAUCAACGGAAGCAACAGAUACCAAGACAAUCAGACAGUCCCACAAUAUCCUAUAAUCAAACGAAUGUUCCAGUCAAAGAACAACCAUUGGAUAGAAAUGAUACCUGUUUGUCGACAACAAAGACACACAGGAAUUGUUAUAGUUUAUAUAGAAAAGAACAUAAAGCUGUGAAAGAAAAUCCAAACAAUAAUGAGAGUUCAAAAUCAAACAGUGAAAGAAAUACUCGAAUUGCAUUUCAAAAGUCAGAAGAAAGCCUGCUAAAAGACUUUGAUGGAUUAAAACUUUCUACUGAAUCGAUGGAUGACUUCGCAGAGGUAGUCAUGCUUGAUUUUGCUGGUCAGUACGAAUUUUAUGCCACUCAUCAAACAUUUCUGAACAAGCACGCCAUAUAUCUACUUGUUUUAGAUAUAAGUAAAGAUUUAAAGGGUAUAGCGGAAGAUCUGGAUAAUGCGUUACCAGAUCUAGCGGAGAUCCCUUUAAAAGACAUCGGGGAGUAUGUCAACUUUUGGAUGGACGCUAUUCAUUGCUACAGCGAAAAUGAAGUAUGUGAAGACAAAUCUAAACAGGAUCAUCCAUCAGCAGAUGAAGACAAAUCUAAACAGAAUCUUCCAUCAGUUAUUGUAGUAGGAACAUGUAGUGACAAACUAGAGGAAGGGAAAGAAAAAUCCAGGCAAAAGGAAAUUGAAAAACAACUAAAUGAAAUUCUAGGGGGUCACGUGAAAAGCAAACACAUAAAAGAUUUAUUUUAUUAUCAAAUUUGAGAAAAUCAGAAAGACAGUUUGAUUUACUUCGGGAAAUGAUAUUCAAACAUGCGUCUAAAGUACAAACAUGUGGUCAGGAACUUCCUGUGCGUUGGAUUAAGCUUGAACAAAGGCUAGAUAUUUUACGGACAAAGGACAACGUAACAGUGAUUUCGUAUUUUGAUGUCAUCGAACACGGCAAAGAAGUUGAACCGGAAAUUCAGAACGCAAACGAAAUUGAUC